This is a messenger RNA of Limanda limanda (common dab), 546 nucleotides long. It is a transcript of the gene rps13, whose product is annotated as ribosomal protein S13. Bases 48 to 503 code for a protein of 151 amino acids. Lineage: Eukaryota; Metazoa; Chordata; Actinopteri; Pleuronectiformes; Pleuronectidae. Gene Ontology annotation, molecular function: small ribosomal subunit rRNA binding; structural constituent of ribosome. The record is from RefSeq and is a predicted model, not a curated record. Gene Ontology annotation, biological process: translation. Gene Ontology annotation, cellular component: ribosome; cytosolic small ribosomal subunit; nucleolus. The transcript has 6 exons.
AUACCAUUUUCUUUCGCGUGUGCGGCCUCUCUUCCUCCACCGCCAUCAUGGGUCGCAUGCACGCUCCCGGAAAGGGCUUGUCCCAGUCAGCUCUGCCUUACAGGCGCAGUGUUCCCACUUGGCUGAAACUCACAUCUGAUGAUGUCAAGGACCAGAUCUUCAAGCUGGCCAAGAAGGGUCUGACCCCCUCUCAGAUCGGUGUGAUUUUGAGGGAUUCUCAUGGUGUGGCCCAAGUACGUUUCGUCACUGGAAACAAGAUCCUGAGGAUCCUGAAGUCCAAGGGACUGGCCCCUGAUCUGCCCGAGGAUCUGUACCACCUGAUCAAGAAGGCUGUGGCCGUCAGGAAACAUCUGGAGAGAAACAGAAAGGACAAGGAUGCCAAGUUCCGCCUGAUUCUCGUUGAGAGCAGGAUCCACAGGCUGGCCCGUUACUACAAGACCAAGAGAGUACUGGCCCCCAACUGGAAGUACGAGUCCUCUACAGCCUCUGCUCUGGUGGCAUAAAAGACACACUUUUUUGGAUGAAUAAAACCAUGUAAAUUGGAAA